CUGGCAUUUCUCAACCGGUUCAUGCAAGAGUUCUGCCAGACUAUGUACGAUGUGUACACUUGCUUAGACACCGCGUAUGCGCAGACACUCAAGAACUUCCACAGCUUCUUCGACCGGGGCGCUGUAGCGUUGGCGCUUAGGAGUGCUCCCACACGCGAAGACUUUGUGCUAGCGCUGCAGCCACGACAGUUUACCGUUGAUGGUACGGUCGCUGAAGCGGAAGCGCUGUUAAUUUCUCACAUGACGGAAUACUCCAAGGGUCUAUCCGCACAACUGGCAAAGUGCAAGAAGCUGUUUGUGAACCUGGGGCUGAAGGAUACGUGA
This is a messenger RNA of Sphaeroforma arctica JP610, 324 nucleotides long. RefSeq lists its product as hypothetical. Gene Ontology annotation, biological process: intermembrane lipid transfer. Lineage: Eukaryota; Ichthyosporea; Ichthyophonida. The record is from RefSeq and is a predicted model, not a curated record. Gene Ontology annotation, molecular function: lipid transfer activity. The transcript has 2 exons. Gene Ontology annotation, cellular component: cytoplasm. The coding region runs from base 22 to 324 and encodes 100 amino acids.